UCAAAACAAGCUUGGCGAGGGAAGGAAGGAAGGAAGGAGGGAAGGAGGGAGCCAAGCUGGCCAGCGGCGGAGGGAGUGUGUCUGAGAUGGCGACUGUGCUGUCGAGACGGCUGGGGAAGCGUUCCUUGCUGGGGGCCCGCAUUUCGGCCCCCCCUUUGCUUGGGGACGGGGUGUUGGGAGCUCCCCAGGCGGUGCACCCCUUGCCAUUGGACCACCACAACAAGGGAUCUCCUCCGUUGCUUGGGUCGUACGACGAGAGCCACUUUGCAGAGGCCAAAGGACACGGAGAUCCACAUCAGAGCUGGCCGACACUGCUUCCGGGCCAAAAGGUGGGUGUCUUUUGCAGCGAGCAAGAUCAAACCGGCUUGAUGGAGCAUCAUGACUGUGCCAGCGACGAAGUGAAAGCCUUGCUCCCCGAAAACAGAUUCCCCAUCUGCCGCAAAGUGGAGGAAGUGCAGACGGCGGAGGCCCCGAUGUUGCGCAUGCCAGCCUUGGAUGCUCAGCAAGCCAUAACCACGACAUUGGGAUUUGGCACCAUUCCCAUGUCCACGGAGGAUUGCCCGGCCACCGUGAAUGCCGCCGUGGUGUCGGCUCUGAGAUCCGUGUCCCAGAAUAUCGAUGUACCUAAAAGGAAAUCAGAUGCUGCAGUUGAGAUGGAUGAAAUGAUGGCUGCCAUGGUCUUAACCAGCUUGUCCUGCAGCCCGGUGGUGCAAAGUCCACCCAGUAGUGAUCCCAGCAUCCCAGCCUCCCAAGCCUCCUGCGACGUCUGGAAGGAGAGCGGUGACUUGUCCGACGGCGGGAGCAGCACCACCAGCGGCCAUUGGAGCGGCAUCUCGACCCCUUCGCCCCCGCACUCGGAGCCCAGCCCCAAAUACUCCAGCGAGGCCCUUAGUUCUCCAAGGACUGACGAUGGGUUCGAGACGGACUCAGACCCCUUUCUCUUUGAGGAGCCGGCUCCGCGGAAAAGAAAGAACUCGGUGAAGGUGAUGUACAAGUGUUUGUGGCCCAAUUGUGGCAAAGUGCUCCGCUCCAUUGUCGGGAUCAAAAGGCACGUGAAGACGCAACAUCUGGGGGAUGGUGCCAACUCUGACCAGAGGAAGCGGGAGGAAGAUUUCUACUACACCGAGAUGCAGGUCAAGGAGGAGGUGCCCCCGGAGCCCCCCGCCACCAUCCCCAGCCCUUCCGCUGCCCCCUCCUCCUUUGCCGGAUCCUCUCCUAUCAUCAUCCAGCCAGCUCCUUCCCAGCCAGAAGCUAUUGUUCUGGAUCAGACUGCCUCUUUGGAGCCUCAUCUGUCCAGCAGCGCCCUCAGCCAGUCGGCCCCCAGUUCUUUCUGGCACAUCCAGGCUGACCACGCAUACCAGGCUUUGCCCUCCAUCCAGAUCCCGGUGUCUCCGCACAUAUUCACCAGCAUCAGCUGGGCGGCCGCCACGUCCACCAUCCCUACCCUCUCGCCGGUCCGAAGCCGGUCCUUGAGUUUCAGCGAGCCGCAGCCGACCCCACCUUUGCCCCCUCCGGUGCCGAAAUCCCACCUGAUCGUCGCGUCUCCCCCUCGGGCCCCCAGCGGAACCAGGAAAGUCCGUGGUGAAGCCAAGAAGUGCCGCAAGGUUUACGGCAUCGAGCACCGGGACCAAUGGUGCACCGCCUGCCGGUGGAAGAAAGCCUGCCAGCGGUUUUUGGACUGAGCGCACCGGCGAGCAUGCGCAGAGCGCAUUUUCAUGUAUAUAUAUAUGCACCCAAAUACACAGCGGGAAAGCCAGAGAGAGAGCUCUUUCGCGCCAUCGUUCAAGAGCGCAUGGCCGGACUUCUUCCAUGCGGCCCGCCUUGGAAGCCAUACCUUGCGUGGUCCCGAGGUCUGUACAGUCUUCACCUGCCAGGUUUUCUAAUGUUCCUUGUUUCGUGGGAAUAUUUUCCCUCUCUCUUUUUUUUUUUACACAUUUUCCUUGUUUUAUACAAAAUGCACACACACAGAGAACACACACACACAUGUACACGAAGCCUCCCGGUCUUUCUUUUGUAAAUAAGUGGGGCAAAGGAGCACAAAGAGAAGACAAAGGAAGUGGUCGGAGGACAUUAUGGACUUCUCUCUCACGGUCGGUCCAGGGACCAAAGAACUUUGAGGCUCUUCCCUUGCUCAGUGCGGAUGAGUUUGGAUCGGUGCUUGUAGUAUGGAGCAUAGGAGCAUUUCCGGCUUUCUUGCAAUUGCUUGGCGAUUAAAAAAUAAGGAACCAUUUGGGCACAAAGGGGAAGGAAACAGAUGGGUCAGCUAUUUGGGGGUUUGGAGUCAUUGACUUGCUCCCAGGGACUUUUCACGCUGCAGUCGGCUCUCUGCAUUUGCUGAUUGUAACUUUUGCAGAUUUGAUUUUGAUAUGGUCCCUCUAGGAAUCUUUUAAGUCCUCCGUAGAAUUGUGCUGGAGGGCCUAGAGAUUUCCUAGAGGGAAAAUAAAUCUCUAGGGAUCUCUAUGGACCUUUUUGUAUCUUCCACUCCUUUCAGUUGUGUUGUUAUGAUCGCAAACAUAUCCUUAAGUCUACCUAGUGAAGUAUAUGGUGCUUCGGGAGCAUAUAUUCUUAAACAAUAUCAGCAAGGCAACAUUCUGCAAGCCAUCACCGGAUGCUUUAGGGCAACAUUUCUCAACCUUGGGUUCAGGACCCCUGGGGGGGUCAUGAGGGGCUGUUAGAGGGGCCACAACUUGAUCCGGAUGCUUUAGGGCAGCAUUUCCCAACUUUGGGGUCGGGACCCCUGGGGGGGGGUCAUGAGGGGCUGUUAGAGGGGCCACAACUUGAUCCGGAUGCUUUAGGGCAGUAUUUCUCAACCUUGGGGUCGGGACCCCUGGGGGGUUAAUGAGGGGGUGUCAAAGGGGUCACCAAAGACCAUCAGAAAACACCGUAUUUUUUGUUGGUCAUGGGAGUUCUCUGGAAAGUUUGGCCAAAUUUUAUCAUUGGUGAGAUUCAGAAUGCUCUUUGAUUGUAGGUGAACUAUAAAUCCCAGCAACUACAACUACCAAAUGUGAAGGUCUAUUUUCCCCAAACUCCACCGGUGUUCACAUUUGGGCAUAUUGAGUAUUUGUGCCAAGUUUGGUCUAGAUCUAUCAUUGUUUGAGUCCACAGGGCUCUCUUGAUGUAAGUGAACUACAACUCCCAAACACAAGGCAAUGCCCACCAAACCCUUCCAGUAUUUUCUGUUGGUCUUGGGAGUUCUGUGUGCCAAGUUUGGUUCAGUUCCAUUGUUGGUUGAGUUCAGAAUGCUCUUUGAUUGUAGGUGAACUAUAAAUUCCAACAGCUACAACUCCCAAAUGACAAAAUUAAUCCCCCACCUCCCCAAUAUUCAAAUUUGGCUGUAUUGGGUAUUUGUGCCAAAAUUGGUCCAGUGAAUGAAAAUACAUCCUGCAUAUGAGAUAUUUACAUUAUGUUCCAUAACAGUACCAAAAUUAUAGUUAUGAAGUAGCAACGAAAAUAGUGUUAUGGUUGGGGUGUCAUUCCAUUGUUGGUGGAGUUCAGAAUGGCCUUUGAUUGGAAGUGAACUAUAAAUCCCAGCAAUUACAACCCCCAAAUGACAAAAUCAACCCCAACCCCUCCAGUAUUCAAAUUUGUGUGUUAUGAAGUAGCAACGAAAAUAAUGU
Molecule: messenger RNA, 3617 nt
Organism: Anolis sagrei ordinatus
Lineage: Eukaryota; Metazoa; Chordata; Lepidosauria; Squamata; Anolidae
Gene: ZNF395
Product: zinc finger protein 395
Biological process (GO): regulation of transcription by RNA polymerase II
Cellular component (GO): nucleus
Molecular function (GO): RNA polymerase II cis-regulatory region sequence-specific DNA binding; DNA-binding transcription factor activity
Source: RefSeq, a predicted model, not a curated record